Molecule: messenger RNA, 780 nt
Organism: Coniosporium apollinis CBS 100218
Lineage: Eukaryota; Fungi; Ascomycota; Dothideomycetes
Product: 2-deoxy-D-gluconate 3-dehydrogenase
Exons: 3
Coding region: 1-780 (259 amino acids)
Molecular function (GO): oxidoreductase activity, acting on the CH-OH group of donors, NAD or NADP as acceptor
Source: RefSeq, a predicted model, not a curated record
AUGUCCACCUCAGUCAUGGACAUGUUCUUCCUCACAGGCCGCACUGCCGUGAUUACAGGCGGCACACGGGGAAUCGGUGCAGAAAUGGCCAUUGCUUUGGCAGAAGCAGGCUCAGAUAUCAUCCUGAUUCAGAGAGACACAAGCAACACAACCACCAAAUCGAAAAUCACAUCGCUAGGCCGAAAAGCGACAAUCUACACCGCAGACCUGGCCUCAGAUACGGAGGUAUCUGGGUUGACGAAGAAGAUUCUUGAUGAUGGCCAUGAUGUCAAUAUCUUAGUGACGUGCGCCGGCAUCCAAAGACGCCAUCCUAGUCACUUGUUUCCAAAGAAAGAUUGGGAUGAGGUCCUUCAAGUCAACCUCUCCACAGUCUUCACCCUGUGCCGUGACAUAGGAGCCUACAUGCUCACGCGCCCAGGCCCCCACCGCGGCAGCAUAAUCAACGUUGCAUCACUGGUCUCCUUCCAAGGCGGACUGACUGUGCCAGCGUAUGCCGCAGCUAAAGGCGGAGUUGCACAACUUACCAAAGCGCUGUCUAACGAAUGGGCGUCCAAAGGCAUCAACGUGAACGCGAUUGCGCCGGGCUAUGUAGCAACGGACAUGAACGAAGCUUUGAUCAAUGAUAAAGAGAGGGCGGCGAGCAUCAUGGCAAGGAUCCCAAAGGGUAGAUGGGGCAAACCGGAGGAUUUUAAGGGCCCUGUAGUUUUUUUAGCGAGCAACGCGUCUGGAUAUGUGAGUGGGGAAAUUUUUACUGUUGAUGGGGGUUGGAUGGGGCGAUAG